UCAACUGACGAAUCAGCGAAAACCCCUCACGGAGAAACCGGAAGCACAUGCUUAGCGCGCUGCUCACGAUGUUGUCAUCUGGGGCAUGUUGAUAGAAGAUCGGUGAUUUGUAUAUAUAUUCAUAUUUUUUGUAAGUGUAACUAUCGUGUUAAAAAAAAGAAGGAAAAUGGCCGCAAAAGUGGCUACACCCGUCACCCCCACGGAGCCCGACCCUGACCGGUGCGGGAGUGAGGAGGAGACCCGCGGGGCCGAGGCGCAGGAGGACAGCACCCGGCAGCAGGCAGGCCCCGCGGCCGCCGUGAGCCACAGCAGACCGUCCAAACUCCCGCUGUCCCGCAUCAAAGCGCUGAUGAAGACCGACCCAGACGUGUCACUGGCAAGCCAGGAGUCCGUGUUCAUCAUCGCCAAAGCCACGGAGUUGUUUGUUGAGAUGAUUGCCAGAGAUUCCCUGGUGUACGCCCAGCAAGGGAAGAGAAAAACGUUGCAAAGAAAGGACCUGGACAAUGCAAUUGAGGCCAUAGAUGAAUUUGCAUUUCUUGAAGGCACACUAGAUUAAAAGCGGCUCCCAACGAGAAGAACAUUUAAUAUCUGAAACCAUCCAAGAAACUUUCUGUUUCAGGAACACAUUUUUGUUUUGAAAACGUUUUCUGGUACUUUUUUAAGUCAGAGUCUCAAUGGAUAUUUAUAAAUGCUUUUCUACAAUGUUCCAUUUAAGAUUUUUCAUACUUUACUUUCAGUGGGAAUGUGUAAAUGUGUUUAUGUUUUUGUAAAUAUUUGUGAAAAACUACUGCACAAUGGAAUAAAUGUAAGUUUUAAACUCCAUGUCCGUCUGUAGUCAGUAUUAAAAUACUAUAUUCUA
Pungitius pungitius (ninespine stickleback) is the source of this 859-nucleotide messenger RNA. It is a transcript of the gene pole4, whose product is annotated as polymerase (DNA-directed), epsilon 4, accessory subunit. NCBI's taxonomy places the organism in Eukaryota, Metazoa, Chordata, Actinopteri, Perciformes, Gasterosteidae. The transcript has 4 exons. The coding region runs from base 167 to 556 and encodes 129 amino acids. The record is from RefSeq and is a predicted model, not a curated record. Gene Ontology annotation, biological process: DNA-templated DNA replication. Gene Ontology annotation, cellular component: nucleus; epsilon DNA polymerase complex. Gene Ontology annotation, molecular function: protein heterodimerization activity.